Molecule: messenger RNA, 1401 nt
Organism: Teleopsis dalmanni
Lineage: Eukaryota; Metazoa; Arthropoda; Insecta; Diptera; Diopsidae
Gene: PQBP1
Exons: 2
Coding region: 152-1222 (356 amino acids)
Biological process (GO): alternative mRNA splicing, via spliceosome
Cellular component (GO): cytoplasm; nuclear body
Molecular function (GO): ribonucleoprotein complex binding; protein binding
Source: RefSeq, a predicted model, not a curated record
AUAUGUUGUGAAAACUAAAUUGUAUACACAACGUUCAAAGAGCAUCAUAUUGUUGAAAUAACAACAUCUACAUUACAAAAUAAUAUAUAAUUUAGUAAUAUAUAAUAUAACUUAUAAAAUUUAUAUAUAAUAUAUUAUUUGAAUUAUUAAAAUGAGCCUUCCACCGGCUUUAUUGCAGCGCUUAGCACAACGUGGGCUAGUGCAGAAACAAAAAGAGAAGAAAACCCGAGAAACAGCACCUCAACCUACAACAGAAGAAGUAAUUGCCGAAGAUUACGAUGAAAUGGAAACGGAUGAUCAAAAUGGUGAAGAAUAUCAAUGUCCAUCGCAUUAUGAAAAUACUGACACGACACGCAAACGUACCGAGGAUAAUUUCUGGUUAGAGCGCAUGAAGGCACGUAUGGGAGAAACCGUUUCUGUGGCAGGCUAUAAAGGUUGUCCAAAUAAAUACAAUAUUUGGCAUAAAUGCACACUUUAUUGCGUAAAUCGUUGGGCUGACGGUAAAACCGAGCCUAGUCGCGAUUAUAUGCGACGUUACAAACGUUUAUUACGUAAAUAUCCGUUACCAAAAGGUUGGAUGGAAAUGUAUGAUCCAGGUUGUGGUUGUUACUACUUCUACAAUACCGUAGAUAGCUUAGUCUCUUGGUUACCACCAACGCAUCCCAAAUCACAAAUAACAAAAAGUGCUGCUGUCUUACGUCGACAACUCGAGGAGUCUGCUGGUGUUGGUGGUAGCGAUGGCGAAGAAAAAGAGUCCGACGAAGAAAGUAGUGAUGAGAGUAGUAGUGCGCGUCAUCAACGUGAAAUUGAUGAGAUUAUUAGUUCUUCAAUGCGACCACGUUCACCACCAGCUAUGAUGUCUUCACCAGAUUAUGCGUCCUUACAAGAAACUGUUAAUGGUAACAAUAUGAAUCCAAAUCGUAAGCAAAAGUCACGUGACCUAGAGCGUACAAUUUCACGUAAAAGGCGUGAUAGAGAAAAAGACCAUGGUUAUGAACGUAAUUCAAGCAGUUCUAGCGGGCGACGACGUGAACGCGAUGAAUCUGAUACUGUUGAUCCCAUGGAUCCAAGUGCAUAUUCAGAUACUCCACGUGGUAAAUGGUCUGAUGGUUUACAAACAGCAAACGAAGAACGUAAAAAAUCAAACGGAGGUGAGGAACGUCAACGCAGUAACAAGCGUGACAAACGUGAUAAGCAUUCUGACAGUGAAGAUGAUGAUUAAGAGAGGGACAUUAAACUGAUAACCGCUCUGCAACUAUUAAAAAAGAACAAUUUAACAUAACAACAUUGAAAAUAUAUUAAUUUUUUUUUGCUUCAUGUUAUCAUAUAUAACAUGAAGCAUCAAAUUACAAUUUAAUUCAAAUCACAAUUACAAUUUAAUUAAUUAAUUAAAAUAAUUUC